Molecule: messenger RNA, 2114 nt
Organism: Nomia melanderi (Alkali bee)
Lineage: Eukaryota; Metazoa; Arthropoda; Insecta; Hymenoptera; Halictidae
Source: RefSeq, a predicted model, not a curated record
GCGUCGCCCACGCUGUCGUCAAGUCCCUCGUCCACCAUCUCGCACCCCCUUUACCUCAUGUACGACGACGACGGGACCACGGCGGACCAGAAGAUAGAGGACGACAGGUCCGUGAUAGACACCGACGGAAUCAGCAACGAACAGAUCGUGGCUACCUCGAGCGGUAUCGGCGUUGGCGUCGGUAUCGGAAUUGGAGGCACCGGUACGUCUACUGGGGGAAGCACUGGACUGGCCGGCUACUGGCAGCACGCUACCAGUGCUAGCUACUGGCCGUCGCUGCUAGACUGCUGGACCAUGCCGCCAAUCGCUUCCGGCUCGCAGACUCUGUCCCUGCCGCGCGAUGAGAACUGAGUAUGGUGUUCAACAGCGUUACGUCGCUUCAGCGACCGACGAUUCGUCUGAACGGAUCCCAUCGCGAGACUAAGUAUCUUUUCUUUGGUUUUCUUUUGUCUUUGGUUUGUGUACGGAUGAAUGUGUACGAUCGAUGCUGGCGAUGUUUCGGAUGUACUGGUUGCUUGGAUCCGGAGACUCCAGAGACCGACGAUGACUUUCGGUCGACGCACGUCGAGCCUUGUGCGAACGGUAUACGGAUCAUCCGUCACGUUGGAUCGGUAACUGAAUUUUAGGUGGAAGAAAUGGGAACGAACGGGAACGGCGUUGUACAUAUUGAUGAGAGUUCACGGGACGAUCGAGCGAUUAUAUUGGUGUAUAUUUAACGUGUUUCGAGGUGCAUAUGCUUCAACCGCGAGAGUAAUUCGCGAGGGAAUGUUCUGCCCGCGGAUCGGUGAUCGAUACGGAUUCGACGUUCGAUCGGAGGAUGUCUCUCGUCUCGGUUCUCGACGAAAAUACUCGUGCCACCCGAUGUGCAAUACGAACGAACCGCUGUAACAGCUAAUCCAACCGAAAAGGGAAGUCUUAAUGAAUACGGGGAAAGGUAUGGGGGGAGGGGAGAAGGAGAGAACAGAAGAAAAGGACGAGCUUUAUUUUCUUAAACGUUUACUUCGCUUGCGUCGCUCGCGACAAGGUGCGCGCGUUUCGAGAACACGAACGAUAUCGGAAACGAGGGAGGAAGGGAAAAAAUCCGAAGAUCGUAGUCACAAUUUCGACUGGCGUAACCGGAGAGAACGGAUGGGGGGAUUGCUUAAGUAAGAGAUCCCGCAGCGGAUCACGUACUCACUAUUUCUGUAGAUACAUGUAUAGUAGACGCUGAUUUCACGCGAUUCGUAAAUAUCUAACGGAAAAUUGUUAUAUUGUAAUUGAUGAUUAAAUAAACUACUAAACGCAGCAGAGAAUACUGAAAAGGGGAGAACGAAAAUAAAAAGAAAACAUUACGGGCUGUAAGUAUAAAAAACGAAAUAUUUGGGUGGGCGUCGCGGUAUCCGGCGGCGCUUUUGUAUAGUGUACGAGGAGAGAGAGAGAGGGAGAGAGCGUGAGAGCGAAUGAGCGAGCGAGUGCGAGAGAGAUGACAUUUUGAACGGCUAAGCGUACGUUAUAAAUAUUAUUAACAUUAUUGAGUAAUUAUAAACUGUAUUCGACACCCUUGAAUGGGGCGCGUGUAAAAAUCGAUCUUCCGAGGUGCGUCGAUUCGAUGAAUCCUUUCGUCGUGAGAAUCGCUUUCAGAAUUCAUUUCGAAAAUAAUCUUCAAACUUUUCUUCGCGUUACCGGUGAACAGAAAGAAACGUAGAAAGGGACCGUCUAGAAACAGUGUGCUUUAAUGAAAUUUACUAAAGUUGAAAUUUCCAUUGAGGGGAUCAGAUUUGUUAUGUUGACUAUCGAAAUUGAUCGAUUCGAAGGGGAACGACGCUGCGACACCAAAGAAGCUCGAGCGAGCGAUCGAUCAACCUCGGAAGUCGAUAAUAGACCUAAAAACGCUAUACAUCAACUAUCGACGUAAGCUAGAACGUAAGAAACGACCGCUAUUUUGUAUGAAUCCCGAUGUCGUACAAAUGUUCGUCGUAAUCACAUAUCCCAGUUCCGAAGCGGUGAGUGAUCGGAGAAAUGCCCGCGAUAGAAUGUUCUCAUUCCCGUUGUCGUUUCACUCACUACGUGUAAACGUUCCUACUGGGCGAGAUAUUGAGAGCGCCGAAAGGCCCCGUUUGUAAUCUAGUCACAAU